AUAUCGAUAUAUUUUGCGAACAAUAUUGUUUAAGAUUGAUUUAUUACAGUACUAACGUCCUUGAAUAUUCUUUAAGGCUUAAUGAAAUUUUUAUGAUUCUUUGUAUUUAUAUAUAUUAAUUGUUUUUCUUUUUUUUUUAGAUUAAAUGUAGAUAAAUUUAAAAAAUAUAGAAUUCGAAAGAAUAAGAAAAGAAAUAGAAUAAAGUGUUAGGAAAUUAUAGAAAAAUUUGAACAUUGGACCACCAAGGUCAUUCAUAAAUUAUAGUGUGCUGUUUACGUAGAGAAAAAUAUGGAAUUCGCACGUGCUUGGAAAGUGUUGUACCAACAUCUAUACAUGGUUUGUUCGAAGCAAAUGAACAAUUUUUCACCAAUUGUGAUAUAAUUUGUACAGUCAAAUUUUGUUACGAAUAUUUUUUUUUGAAGGUUAGAUAUCUUAUACAAUUAAUGUAUUUAACAUUCGACUAACCUUCAAAGAAGUUGCAUAAAAUAGGUACACAAUAAUUGUAUUUUUUUCUAGUGAAAUCUUUUUUAAAUAAAUCGAUUGUUUUGAUCAAUUGAUUUAUCUUUUCGCACAAGAAUUAUGUUAGAAAAGGUGCCAUUUUUGCCGAAGCACAGAUAUAAUAUAAUUCAUAGUUAAAUAUUUUUCUAACGGUUCAGUGUUAUAAGGAGGAAGGAAAUUUUAUAGAAAAUGAAUUGAUUCAAAUUUAAACUCGAAUCUGAGUUUCUUCGAUACCGGAUAUGAUGUCGAGAGAUUUAAAAAUAUACUCAGUGUCUUCAGGGUAUUUGAAGUAUGUAAAAUAAUGUGUAAUAAAAACUAAAAAGCAGAAGUCAUGAAAGCUACAUACAUAUAUGCUGCAUUAGCUGCACGGCUUGCUAAAAGAGGGCUUAUUAUUGGAUCAGAAAAACAGGAAUCUACAAAGAAGGAAUCAAGAAAAAAAAUCCAUGAAGAAGUAAUAGCUGAAGAUUAUGAUAGUACGAAAGAUGAUAUUAACCAAAUUGACAUAUCACAAAAAUUUAUGGGAUAUAGUGGUUGUCCUAAUAAGUAUAAUAUUUAUCAUGAAUGUACAAAGAAGUGCAAAGAGUUAUGGGGUCUUGGGCAUGUACAACCUUCUGACAAAUACUUGAAAAAGCAAAUAAGAUUAAUACAGAAGUACCCCUUACCAGAAACCUGGAAAGCUGUUUAUGACCCUGGAUCUGGUCAACAUUAUUAUUGGGACUGGUCAUCUGAUUUGGUAUCUUGGCUACCACCGGGUCACCCAAAAUGUCAAAUAUCUCAACCAGCUUCUCAGUUAAGAGAAGAAUUACAUCUAAAAGCAGCAGAUCAGGAUGACAAUAUGUCUAGUGAUGACAGUGGUAGUGAGCAAGAGGCAAUGGAAAUGGAUGAACCAGACACAAAGAAAGAUAAAAAAUUAGAGACUAGAUCAAGACACAAACCAGGAGACAGUAAAAGAAAUCAAAGAUUAGAAAAAUCUGAGAACAAAGAGAAGAAAGACAGAACUUUAGAUCCUAUGGAUCCAGCAUCUUACAGUGAUAUUCCACGGGGAAAAUGGUCUGAUGGUUUAGCACGACACAAUGAAGCUAAAACAGGAGCAGACACAACUGCUUCAGGACCACUUUAUCAAAUGAGGCCAUAUCCUAGUCCAGGCGCGGUUUUGCGAUCAAAUAGAGCUAACAAAACAGAUUCAGAAUCGUCUAACAAACCUAAAGUAUCGUGUCCUGAAAAACCAGAAUAAAUUUCUUUUUUAUAGCUUUCAGUCUAUUAUGCAAUUUAUUAUACAUGUCUAAUGUAAAUAUAGUGUAACUUAUGGAAUUUGUCAGUAAUCUUAUUAUUAUAUUAUCUCUAUGUCUUAUCUUCAAAUCUAAUUUGAAAGCCAAUAACAGACAAAGUAAUAUGUACGAAAAAAAAUGAUUGACGUUCAUUUAACGUAUAAUUUACAAUGUCAAUAAUUUACACAUUUCUUAAACAGAAAAAAUUAUCACUUGUUUUUGAGUCAUUUUAACGCUAUAUUUUUCAAGUUAGUUUUGAUCCAAUUGUAUCUCUUUAUCAUUAUUAAACAUGCAUGAUAUCUAGUUUCAAUUUUACGUCAGUCAUUUUUUUCAAAUAUUGAGCCUUUCUGUAAAAGCGUAGUUAGUUAAAUAUUACAUAAGUAUUGUAAUUGCAAAACUGGAGUUUUAAAACACUUAUUGAAAACAGUAAUAUUAUCACAAAUAAAUAAUCACGCAGUAAAAUA
This is a messenger RNA of Bombus pyrosoma, 2230 nucleotides long. It is a transcript of the gene PQBP1, whose product is annotated as polyglutamine-binding protein 1. Lineage: Eukaryota; Metazoa; Arthropoda; Insecta; Hymenoptera; Apidae. The record is from RefSeq and is a predicted model, not a curated record. Gene Ontology annotation, molecular function: protein binding; ribonucleoprotein complex binding. Bases 830 to 1732 code for a protein of 300 amino acids. The transcript is spliced from 8 exons. Gene Ontology annotation, biological process: alternative mRNA splicing, via spliceosome. Gene Ontology annotation, cellular component: cytoplasm; nuclear body.